Messenger RNA from Penicillium samsonianum, 846 nucleotides. Its product is annotated as glycoside hydrolase family 75 protein. NCBI's taxonomy places the organism in Eukaryota, Fungi, Ascomycota, Eurotiomycetes, Eurotiales, Aspergillaceae. Bases 1 to 846 code for a protein of 281 amino acids. The transcript is spliced from 3 exons. The record is from RefSeq and is a predicted model, not a curated record. Gene Ontology annotation, molecular function: chitosanase activity.
AUGCACGUUCUCAGUACUUUGAUUCUGUCCUCCGUGGGACUAGCUUUUGCAUAUGAGGUGCCCGCCAAUUUGCAAGAAAUCUACAAAUCCCACAAGGCUACUAAAUGCAAAAACCUACUUGCCAAAGGAUUUGACGAUGGAGACGAAGGUACCACCGACAUGGGUUAUUGCGGCGACAUAGACGGGGCUAUCUUCUUGCACAGCACCUCCAAGGGGGGAUCGUACGCUGACAUGGACAUCGAUUGUGAUGGUGCCAAUAACUCCGCGGGAGGCUGCAGCAAUGAUCAGAGUGGUCAAGGUGUCACGGCUUUCCAGGAUGAAGUGAAACACUUUGGUAUCAAGGACUUAAAUGCCAACAUUCACCCCUAUGUGGUCUUUGGAAACGAGGACCACAAGCCCAGGUUUAUGCCUGAUGAGCAUGGUAUGGAGCAUCUGAGUGUGAUGGCCAUUGUGUGUGAUGAUAAACUGCACUAUGGUAUCUGGGGCGAUACCAACGGCCACACCUCUACCGGAGAAGCUUCCAUCUCUCUGGCCAAACUCUGCUUCCCUGAUGACGACAUUACCGGUGACAGCGGACAUAGUGAAAAGGAUGUCUUGUACAUUGGCUUCACCGGAAAGAGCGCAGUUCCGGGAUCCAAGGCAGACUGGAAAGCGAAGGACAGCAAAACGUUUGAAAACAGCAUCAAGUCUCUUGGUGAUAAAUUGGUCGCGGGUCUUGAGUCCAAAGGCUCCAUCAAAGGCUCUACAUCUUCGUUCGCCACAUCUACGCGGACUACCGCUACAACUUCCAGCAAGGCCACGUCCAGCGCUUCCUCGCGCACCUCGAAAGCGUGUCAUGCGGACUAA